Molecule: messenger RNA, 1964 nt
Organism: Phanerochaete carnosa HHB-10118-sp
Lineage: Eukaryota; Fungi; Basidiomycota; Agaricomycetes; Polyporales; Phanerochaetaceae
Exons: 6
Coding region: 151-1803 (550 amino acids)
Biological process (GO): carbohydrate metabolic process; UDP-N-acetylglucosamine biosynthetic process
Molecular function (GO): phosphoacetylglucosamine mutase activity; magnesium ion binding
Source: RefSeq, a predicted model, not a curated record
UAUAACUUGCUUGCCUCGGGCGAAAGGUCACUUGGAUUUUGUUAGACGAUCGCUUAGAGCUUUCCUUCAUCCCUAAUCCAUCCGAUACGCGUCCUGAAGCAGCCCCAGACAACAGCUCUACAGCCUCAAUAUACUCAGCACUCGCAAAUUAUGUCUACGUUGCCAGUCGAAGCCAUUCGAGAGUUCUCAGAGCGUCACCCGAAGCCUGGCCACCUCACGUACCAGUAUGGUACAGCGGGCUUCAGGACUCUGGGCAACGAUCUCGACUCUGUGAUGUUUAGAGUCGGCGUCCUCGCAGGGUUACGUAGCAAGAGACUCGAUGGACGCACCAUCGGCGUCAUGGUGACCGCGUCCCACAACCCUGAGCCCGACAACGGUGUGAAAUUGGUCGAUCCACGCGGGGAGAUGCUUGAAGCUUCUUGGGAAGGCCAUGCUACCGUCCUCGCGAAUGCGUCUAACACAAGCGCAUUCGUCGAGGCACUGGAGACUCUUGUUAAGCAACUCAAGAUCGAUCUUUCUAAGCCAGCUCGCGUCGUCUACGCGAGGGACACCCGUCCAUCCGGCCCUGCGCUGGUCGGUGCCUUGGAGGAUGGCCUGAAGGCGCUCGGCGUUGAAGCUCGGAAUGCCGGUGUCACGACAACACCAAUCCUACACUAUUUAGUUAGAGCAAUCAAUACGAAGGGCACGAAGGACACGUAUGGCGACGACUCCGCCGAGGGUUACAUGCAAAAGUUGUCCAGCGCUUUCAAGAAACUCAUCGCUGGGAAGCCAGCUUCGCCACCGCUGCUCGUUGACUGCGCCAACGGUGUAGGUGCCGAAGCUGCCGCCACAUUGUCGCGGUACUUAGGCGAGUCGCUGUCACUGAUUCUCCAUAACACCGCCACGACUACGUCCGGUGCUCUCAAUCACGCUUGCGGUGCGGACUUCGUGAAAACUCAACAGAAGCUUCCCCCUUCACUCGCUGCGCAUCUCAAGCCUGGUCAACGAGCUUGCAGUCUCGAUGGCGAUGCAGACCGCCUCAUCUAUUUUUAUCUCGACGAGAGGAGUCAGUUCCAUAUGCUUGACGGCGACAAGAUCGCAGCGCUGGUAGCCGCAUUCAUUGUUGAUCUUGUGAAGGCUGCAGGACUUGAAGAAGAGAUCAGAGUUGGCAUCGUCCAGACAGCUUACGCAAAUGGUGGCUCGACCAAGUACUUGGCUGAGAGACUCCCUGUUCGAUGUGUUCCUACGGGCGUGAAACAUCUUCACCACGCUGCUGAGCACUAUGACGUCGGAGUAUACUUUGAGGCCAACGGUCACGGCACUGUUCUCUUCUCUCCAGAGACUCAGGCCAAGCUUGCAGAACACCAACCAAGCACUCCCGCGCAAUCCACCGCUCUAACCCAUCUCGUGAACCUAACCAACCUCAUUAACCAGACCGUUGGUGAUGCUCUUUCGGACAUGCUUCUUGUUGAGGUCGUCCUCGUCCACCGCUCGUACGGAGCUUUCGAGUGGGACUCACUCUAUGUGGACCUUCCGAACCGCCUCGUCAAGGUCGUCGUUGCGGACAGGAACAUCUUCAAGACCGAGGACGCGGAACGUCGUCUUGUGAGCCCGCCUGGUCUCCAAGCGCGUAUCGACGAGUUGGUGCGCAAGUACGAGGCUGGAAGGGCCUUCGUAAGACCCAGCGGAACCGAGGAUGUUGUGCGAGUGUAUGCAGAAGCCAGAGUUCGUGCCCAAGCUGACGAGCUCGCAUAUCGUGUUGCUGGCCUCGUCUAUGACGAGACUGGUGGUGACCCUGCCACACGUCCUGCUGAGUUCUUGUGAGAGCCGAUGCGAAUCGAAAUUGAAAUCAACGGACAUUUGUAUGAGUACGCGAAGGAAGGAUAUCCAGCAGCAUAUUAUUAUCAGUAGAAACACAUAACCAGGAAUCCUACAUGCCAACAUAUUGAGGAUGUAAUUGGAUACUCGGGUUAUCUACGGAAGUG